AACUCUAAUCCCCUGCACAACCGCAAAAACGCCCGCACACCUCGUCUACCCCUACAAGAUAAUGAAGAUUGCCGGCGGAUUGUUGGUCCUGGGUCUACUGAAGACCAUCACGGCGUGGCAAUCGGGCAGCCUGAGACCUUUCCACCACGCGUUCCCUGUCCACGAUCUACCUCUGGCGAAGAAGUUUUACGGCGAGGUACUCGGGCUGUCCGAAGGCCGUUCUUCCCUGAAGUGGCAGGACUAUUCCCUGGACGGGCACCAAAUCGUUUGCCAUUUGGUUUCGAAGGACUACCGCUGCCAAGACUACGUCAACCCCGUGGAUGGUGACAGGGUUCCAGUACCGCACACCGGGCUCGCCAUGACCGUGGAACAGUUCCAUCAAUUCGCCGGCAGACUCCGCAAACAUGGCGUCGAAUUUGUCGUCGAGCCUCAUCUCCGGUUCAAGGACCAACCCGGCGAGCAGUGGACAAUGUUCUUCAAAGACCCGUCCGGCAACAACCUAGAGUUCAAGGCCAUGACGAACCCGGACAACCUGUUCGCAAGAUACAACGUUGACGAGUUCGAUUAUGGGGCCGGAGGCGACAGUGAUGACGUCGACGCGGGGCAGAAGGAGCUGUAGGCAGAGUGUCUCCUGUCAAUAUAGAGGCUCAUCGUCAAUGGGGCACAACAAACUACGAUGGUCUCUACACCGGCGAUACAGGAUGGAGUUGGUGGCAUGUGGCGACGGACGGGGAAAAGCGUCGAACUUGAUGACAAGGAAAUACGACAGCAGUAGCCAAUCGUGGUGCCCAUGCCAACAAACGCAAGGGCGUUUGUUUUCUCAGGCCAAAACCGAUCCUCUUGCUUGCCGGCACUCCCGAGAAGCGGAGUGACAUGUACAUUAUACUGUAGGAGAGAAGCCUCUUGUGGAAAGCUAACGAAGCUUGCCUCUGUAUAUAGUAGCCCUGGAGUGUUUGUUGAGGUGGCUUGAAUGCGAUCGUAGGCACCGGCGAACAUAGACCGGUUUGAGUGAUUUGGGUUGGGGGGCAACGAUGUUGGACGUAUGUAGUCCUGCUUUGUUCGCGUGUAGAUAUUGUAGUGUAACAGCAGCGUCUGUUCUUGUGUUGUGUGUCCAAGCGUGUAAUCAGCAAUUAUGCAGUCUGAAAUUCGUCAAGCACACGGCGAACUCGGAUGGAAAAACCGCUCUCUGUUAUUAUGGUGUAGUUUUACUGCACAAUGAGGGAACGGACCGGCUGAAUCCUUUUCGCGAAUAAAGUCAAGGCAAGCAAGCACCACAGGUUAACAAAGACAAAGUCCUGUCUG
Messenger RNA from Ectocarpus siliculosus, 1302 nucleotides. Lineage: Eukaryota; Phaeophyceae; Ectocarpales; Ectocarpaceae. The record is from the annotation of a GenBank genome assembly.